AUGGUGGGAUGCGACAGUGCCAUUGCCGCGGACGUGUGCGGUGCCCUCUUCAAUGGCUACUGCAUCUACUUCGACUACAAAAGGCAGAGCGACCUUAACUUCAAGAACAGGCUGCAAGAACGAAGAAAGAAACAGAAGCUCGCUAAGGAGAGAGCUGGGCUUUCAAAGUUACCUGACUUAAAGGAUACUGAAGCUGUUCAGAAGUUCUUCCUUGAGGAAAUACAGCUUGAUGAAGAGUUAUUAGCACAAGGUGACUACGAGAAUGGUGUAGACCACCUGACAAAUGCAAUUGCUGUGUGGGGGCAGCCUCAGCAGCUGCUGCAAGUGUUACAGCAGACUCUCCUACCACCAGUGUUCUAG
This is a messenger RNA of Arvicola amphibius (Eurasian water vole), 360 nucleotides long. RefSeq names its product mitochondrial import receptor subunit TOM20 homolog. The record is from RefSeq and is a predicted model, not a curated record. Gene Ontology annotation, molecular function: transmembrane protein transporter activity. NCBI's taxonomy places the organism in Eukaryota, Metazoa, Chordata, Mammalia, Rodentia, Cricetidae. The coding region runs from base 1 to 360 and encodes 119 amino acids. Gene Ontology annotation, biological process: protein import into mitochondrial matrix; protein targeting; tRNA import into mitochondrion. The transcript has a single exon. Gene Ontology annotation, cellular component: mitochondrial outer membrane translocase complex; mitochondrial outer membrane.